Chironomus riparius is the source of this 1294-nucleotide messenger RNA. The record is from the annotation of a GenBank genome assembly. Lineage: Eukaryota; Metazoa; Arthropoda; Insecta; Diptera; Chironomidae.
GUCCUUUCCUAGUCUCUUAUCCUAGUCUCCUAUCCUACUCUCCUAUACUAGUCUCGUAUCCUAUUCCUACCCUAGUCUCUUAUCCUAGUCUCCUAUCCUAGUUCUGUCAAUAGCAUCAACAUAAUCAAACUUAUCAACGUGCUCAGAUUGAUGCUUGAGAAAAGUUUGAGAAUCUCAGCAAAAUGACUAGCAAAAUAGGACAAUAAUAAUUUUAUAAACUAGUUUUUAUAGCAUAGUCAAUUUACUGACAUAAAACUUGUUUCAUUUUUGUUCUUCCUUGUCAAAUCCUAUCGAAAAUAGAGAAAUAAAAAUGAAAUUUUAAAGAUUUCUUAGUUCUGUCUCGAAUUUUCUAGUGUUAAGAUUAAAAGAAUUCAAAAACUUACUGAUCUGGAAUUGCUUUGAAAACAAUGAGAUUUUACCAGAUUUUAUUAAUAUUUCACGUGAUUAAAGUCACAUUUGAAGCUCUCCCGCCAUCAAUAACAAGCUGCAGACGAAAUAAUCCGAACAUAAGUCAAUGUAUAGUGAAUGUAAUGGAGAAGAUGCAACCAGCAUUAGCAACUGGUGAUUUGGGAGGUGGAUACACUGUUCCGAAGCUAGAGCCGUUGUUUAUAAAGUACAUGGACUUUGGUGAGAGUGGAGGUGUAAGAAUUCAAUUACAUGACGCUAAUAUUUAUGGAUGUUCAAAAUUCAAACUUGAUAAGCUUCGUGUCAACAUGAAAGACCUGAAAUUCGAUGCACUCGUCAGUCUGCCACCAUUCCAAGUCAUUUCAAAAUAUCAAAUGGAAUUCAACUUUUUUGGAACUCGCUUAAAAAGCACCGGAGAUUAUUUUGCCGAACACGCGGGUGCUAAAAUCAUCAUGCCAAUCCGAGGACAUAGAACAGUCAAAAAUGGAGUUGAAGUUGUAAAAUUCGAUAAAAUUGCACUAAAAUUCGAUCGAGGCAAAAUUACUCAGCUUAAAAUUUCAAAUCUUUUUGGAGGAAAUAAGUCAAUCGAAGAAAUUAUUAACGCACUCGUUUUAAACAACCAAGAUUUUGCAUUACAAAACGUUAAUCCACAGAUGGAAAUAAGAUUGUCUGAAAUUUUCACAGAAAUUGCUAAUAAAGUUGUCGCAAAUGCCUCUUUUGAUGACAUUUUUCCAUUGUAGAUCAAUCCUGGCUAAUUUUAAGGAGUUGUUUUGAAGGAAUAUCUUCUGUGAAACCUGCAAUUAAAGUGAUAAAGCGUGCGAAAAUGUUCAAAAACUUCAAAUUUUGUUGGACAUCAUUUGUUAAUAAAUCCUUUACAAAAAUAAAGAAU